AAGUGAUGGAGAGUUCACAGGGUGAUGGUCCGGGUGCUAGUGAAUAUGAUUAUGAUCUGGGCGAGGAAGAAUGUUUGGUAGACGAUGACAAUGAUAUAUCGUUUGGACAGGAGAUUCUAAGCCUUGAGCACUCCUUUGGGUACGAUUGCAAGAGGCUGUUCAAUCUCGUUCUGGUAGACUCUAACACUCUGGUCUUUGCCUCUGGCAAUUAUUUGCAUUACUUUAAUAUAUCGCGACGUGAGGUUACCUUUCAGGAAACCAUAUCCGGCUGUGGCGUUGGUUUUAUUACAAAAAAUGAGCAUCCCGAUUAUGAGGGUCUUUUUACAGUGGCGGAAAAUGGCCCAAAGCCCACCAUAUAUAUUUACGAGUAUCCAUCUUUCGAUGUACGAGUCAAAUUGCUGAAUGCCGCUAAAACUUGUUUCACUGCCGGACAGUACAACUCUACGGGCGAGUUAUUUGCCUCACAAGCUGGUUAUCCGGAUUUCAUAAUAACCAUUUGGCGCUGGGAAAAGGCUGAAGUUAUUCUUAGAGCAAAAUCGUUUCAGAGUAAUAUUCUCUUUAUUCAUUUCUCUGUGCAUAAUCCCAUACUUCUGUGUUCUUCGGGACUGAGUCACAUAAAAUUCUGGAAAAUGGCCAACACUUUUACCGGCCUGAAGCUCAAGGGUGACUUGGGACGAUUUGGUAAAACGGAUUUCAGUGAUAUCUAUGCCAUGUAUAUGCUACCGGAUGAGAAUGUAAUCUCUGGCUGUGAAUGGGGCAACAUGUUGCUAUGGGAGGCGGGUCUAAUUAAGUUCGAGAUAUGCCGUAAGGGACGAAAGCCCUGUCAUACGGCUCCCAUCACCAGGAUAACCAUGAAAAAUGGCGAAGUCACUACCGUGGGAAUGGAUGGCUAUGUGAGGGUUUGGUAUUGGGAGACGGUUGACUUGGCUGAUCCGCCAGAGCAUGAUCUCUUUGUUGAGAUCGAUCCAAUUUAUGAGUUUAAAAUUGCCGAAGUUGAAUUGAGAUGCAUGCAAAAGAUUUUGCCAUUCGAUGAGAAGGAUUUCUCCUACUAUGCCCAAGAUGGUAAAGGUGGCAUCUGGUUUUGCGACAUAAAUACCUACGAUGUCCCCAAGAAACCUCAACAGCUGUACUCUUGCAUUGGAGGCAAAGUUCUGGCAGCACAAAUGUCCCCAGUGUCCGCCCAUUUGGCGGCUCUCUCCGAGGGAGGGAAAAUCUUUGUCUACAAUUAUGAGAAAAGGAAAUUGUUGUUGGAAAAACAAUUUCCCUCGAGUGGUGUAGACUUACAUUGGUUUAGCAGUCAGAUAUCUGUCAUGGGAGUGGAAUUGGUGGCUGGCUUCGAAGAUGGCAUUCUGAGGCAACUAUUUCUGGAUCUGAGUAAUCCUCAGAGACCAACUUUGAAUCUAGUCAGGGCCAUAAAGGCGCAUACUGCUCCAAUUACACGUCUGACCAUAAAUAGGACAAGUUCACUUUUGCUUAGCGGUGCCGCCGAUAAGAGUAUCUUCAUCUAUAAACUCGCCAGAGAUGAGGACAAUUUGGUCCUACCUCAGCCACUGGGUUUUGUAGAAUUCAAGGCCGUUCCCAAUUGUUUUUAUUGGCACGAAACUAUAGCCAAUUUGGUGUUAAUUGGCUGCAAAUCUGGUGAAGUGAUUGAAUAUAAUGUCCGUACAACAGUCACCAGCGAGGAGACAUAUUUGUCGUACAAAAUAACCGAACAGGAUCGCAUGAAGACCACCAAGUUCGUGUCCGUGAAGAGUCGCCUUCGCCGUGACAUAAAGCGAGAGAAAAUCAAGAAGCGUAAGGAAAAGAAAAGGGAACGAAAAAUGCGAGAGAUUGAAAAGUUGAAGAAAGCCAAUCCGGGUCUACAAAUUGAUAUGGAAUCGGCUUUAGCCGAUUCAGAGCCAGACGAAGAGGAAGAACCUUUGCAUAUACCCAGUGUACCGAAUCCCAUACUCUGGCUAUGCUAUACAAAUCGUCAAACCAUCUGGGUUUCCAUGGCUGGCUUUGAUGCGGGCUACAUCUAUGAAUUGGAAUUUGGAGCUGCUGAGCCCACAAUAUGCACCAUGAUAGCGGAUGGGGAUGACAUUGAAGUGCACUCCUAUUGUGUUAUCGAGGAUUAUCUAUUUUUUGGCCAAAUGAACGGACGUGUGAGGUUGAAUCGCAUAAAUCCCGAAAACUUUACCGAUCUUACCGAAUAUCGCAUUUAUAAUAUGCAUGAUAACAUUAAGGGCAUAAUUCCUAGUAUAGCGACUAGCUAUAAUGGUGAACAUAUAGUUAGCGUAGGACACGAUGGUAAUAUCUUCCUAUACAAAUGGACUGGACCAAGAAGUAUCAAGGGUCAGUUGCGAUCAGCAUUGCCGCCAAUGCCCAAGCGAGUGGGUACGGAAGAGCCAGUUGAAGACAUUUUGGAUCCAGACACUCCAUCUCUAGAGCAGGAGAAGAUUAAUGCUGAACUUAAGCGGCAGCAAGAAGCAGCCGAAGCCCAUGAUCAAGAUGUUCUAACCAAGAUUGGUGCAUUGCAGGGUGAAUAUUUCAAAAUAAAGAAAAUGAAUGAUGAAUUGCCGCCCGAAUUGAGGGCCAAGCAUAAGGAUCUGUUGCUCGAUCCUCGCAUAACGCAGCAAAUUCGUCAAGAACUUCAAGCGGAAUUGGAUGAUGUGCGCGAGGAUCUGGCCUAUGACUUGGAAUUCGCUCAAGUCGGACAUCGCAAGUUGUACAAUCAUUUUCUAAAAGAACUGGAUCACAUACCCUUUGCCGUGUCUUCCAUACGGGCCAAUAUCGCUGACGUCGAAUCAUUUCGGUUGCAAUCAUUGGGCGAGGAAUUUGAACAAAUCAAACGAGACAUUGAGGAACGCUUAAGGCGAGAACAGGAACAGGGCCUUCAUGAUCUUGUGGCCGCCGAGGAUAAGGAAGAUUCCAUCGGUGAUCCGCCGCCGGAAACAUUUUUCUUUGGCCGUGAUCCUAGGAAUAUAACACCCAGGUUUAGUAAGAAGAUGAUGCGACUCCUGAUGCGUUAUCGUAAGCGCCAGAUUUUCGAAGUCCGUCGCCUAUUUGACUGGGACAAAUUGGAGCGCCAGAAACCAGAUCCGAAUCGCAAUCAUCCAGAUGAUGAUGCCCAAAUUGCCGAAGCCAUGCGUAAUCUUGGUGACUAUAAGCUGAAGAUUGGCAAAGACUAUGAACCAAAAUCGACCGAAACCCUGACCCAUAAAUAUAUCGAAGUUGUGGAGUGCCGCGAACGUUACUUCGAUCUGAUCGAUUCGUUUAAUCAGAGUUUAAUGGCAAUGCGAGAACGGAAAAAGGAUUUGAUGGAAUUCGUAAACGAGAAGAGGGAGCGGCUCGCUAACAUACAUGAAUUUGUGCCCGAAUCUGAUCGUGUAUUCUUGCAAGACAUCAAGGAUGUGGACAUGGACUUGGAAUAUCCCGAACUAAAUCUUAUAGAACAUGACAAGCCCGGCUGUGGGGUGAACAUUGAUGAUAUUUUAUAUUUGGAGAAAAGUGUAAAACAAAUACUGGCAGAGAAACAGGAAGAUGAAGCCAUGGAUACUGUCAGUCUAUAUAAUAUGUUCCCCCUGGAAUUGCCUGAAUUGCAUGAAAAAACCAAUUUUAGGGCCCUGCAAAUAUCCAAGGCAAAAGCUCAAACAAUUUCUUUGAGGCAUCCGCAAACAGUGCUGGAUGAAGUAUCACACAUGCCUCCACCCACCGAGCCGGCCUACUUCGAGUUGGAUGAAAAUGAAGACUCACCCUUUAACUAUGAGAUGCGGUAUCGCUGGCUCCGCAUGCACAACAUUGAGCAGUGGAAAAUCCACAUAAGUGUAAACGAGGAGGUUACCCAAUUCGACAAAGAUCUACAGAAGUUGGCCAUCAAACGAUUCCAUGUAAAUAUGGAAGCCGAAUUCAUGGCGGCAUAUCUAAUCAGUUUGAAUCAGGAGUUAUAUAUUUUACGGGACAGCGAGGAGAUUGAAACCCAAUUGCAACACAAUGCCAAUUCGGCAAUGAGCACCCGCAAUGAGAUUCAGACACAGAUCAAUGUCACCAAUCGCCAGUUGGAUGACCUACGCAAAAGCAUCGACAAACUGAACGAGCAAAUUGCCGCAGUUCAAUUGACCUUCAUGAGCACGGUGAAGGGUCACAAGUUCUAUGAUUUUCUACGGCGGAUUUUCAAAAAGAAAUGGCGCCCGCCCAAGCGUAUACGAGGAGAUGAUGAGUCUUCGUCAUCUGAGUCAUCAUCCUCAUCCUCCAGCGAGGAGGAUGGGGCUGAUGCCAAAAGUUUGGACUCUCUGGAUAUGACCACAAUUCGACUGGAUGAGGCGACAUGCCCGAGCGGCCUAGAACGUCAGCUAUAUGAAUUCGCCUUCAGCAUGCGAUCGGAUCGUCAUGACUUGGAGCGUUCCGUACUGGAGCUUCAACGUGACAUGGAUAGCAAGCGUAAAGACAUAGCCGAAAUGCACAAGAAGAUGAAACACCAUGAAUCUGUCUAUGAACGUGAAAAGAAUACUUUGCUUGAGUUUCGACGAAACCGUCAACAGGAGAUCAACAAGGUCAAAUUGAACACAGUCGUUCGCAUGGAUCAGCUGCAGCAUUUCAAGGAAGGCGACGACUAUCGUGAUCUGUCCAAGGCCAUACUCUUCGAUGCCGACAUGCUGGUAGAUCUUAGACGUCGAGCGGAUAAACUAAGUGAGGAAACCUUGGCCACCAGACGUUGGCAUCGCAUCAAUAUUGUUCAUUUGCGUCGCAUGAAUACGGACAUUAAAUUUAUGCGUUAUGAGAUCACUAGACUGGAGGAGGAAAUUAAGCAAGCCAUGACCAAGAGAUUUGGGUUGAUUAUCAAUUUAGAUGAACUGGAAGAAGAGGUUCUAAGAAGAUAUGUCUUUGACUUGGAAACAACAGCGGAAGAGGAACUGAAAUCGCUAGAAAAGGAACUACUGGAUAAGCAGCGUGAACUUAGUGCCUGCGAAGAGGAACUGGUGCAGGAGACGCAGAAUAACACGGAGAAGCUAAACAUUCUAACAGUUCUGCGUGAGGAGAAGAAUAUGCUUGAUGUCAUUCUGGACACACAGGAACGAAACUAUGCCAAAUGGACUAAACCCUGUGCACUUAAUCUCUCCUUUGAUAUUGAAAAGUUAAUGCGCAUUGACAAGCAACUUCUGGAACAGAUUGAGUGCUUGGAGCGUGAGAUCUGUGCCUUGCGAUUAAAGACGAAACCGCUGCAGAUUAACAAUGAACCUGAAAUGGAUCCUAUGGAACCGCCUCAAAUCGCUACCACAGAACUAUUACCCAAUGAUGAGGGCUUCGUAUGCCCCACAAUACUCAAUGUGGACGCCUUUAUGCUACCACCAAUGCCAGAUGAUUUUAUUUUGGAUCGUGUCCACACCAUAGUUCAGAAAAGUUUCAAUCGCUUACUCGGCCGACACACAACCGCCGAGAACAUAAGGAAAUUUGCACAACGUUCCUCGUUGUAUCUAUGCCAGGCUGCCUACAACUUUCAGGGCAAAUUUACUGAUCGCAUAGCGGAAUGCAUUACCGAGCACUUGGAAACAAUUGUGCCCAAGAAGUAUUUCAUUCACAUCAGUGCGGAUGAGCUGCGAAAACUGUUCAACGAGGUGGUCACCGUCUUCGACUACGAACGUUCGGAUGUGAACACCGAGGAGCUUAUCUCCGGAAUUUUUGAGCAUGCAAAAGAUUCGCUUUGCGCCCAUGCUCACAGUGACGAAUCGAAUGUGGUGAACCGCACUCAAUUCAUUGUGACCCACAUGUUUAAGGAACUGAUUGAGGUUUUGCCCUUGGAGGAGUUCCAAUCUGAUGAGACAUUAAAUAGCCUAGUCGAUGUGCUCGAACGGGAGCCCAUGGUGGAUCCCAGAGCCAUUGGUGUGGAAGCUCUUAUUGAGAGUACAAUGAAGCAUGCUGCCGAGAAUCUAUUGGACGGCAUUACAGCAGUCCCGGUUCGAAAGGUGUGCAGUAAUAUACAGAAGGAACUGAUCAAGAGGCGUCAAUAUAAACAGCCCAGUUGCCAGUCUCCUAUGUCGAUUAGGAUUGCUACUAAGAAAACCACGGGCACCGGUGCACAAUUUUAACUGGAAC
Molecule: messenger RNA, 6072 nt
Organism: Drosophila willistoni
Lineage: Eukaryota; Metazoa; Arthropoda; Insecta; Diptera; Drosophilidae
Product: cilia- and flagella-associated protein 44
Exons: 10
Coding region: 6-6065 (2019 amino acids)
Molecular function (GO): protein binding
Source: RefSeq, a predicted model, not a curated record